Molecule: messenger RNA, 2917 nt
Organism: Striga asiatica
Lineage: Eukaryota; Viridiplantae; Streptophyta; Magnoliopsida; Lamiales; Orobanchaceae
Source: the annotation of a GenBank genome assembly
UCUCUCUCUCACUCUACACGCACUCAUUGCCAUCACAUCUCUCUCUCCUCGCCUCCAUCUGUUUUAUAUCUUUUCUUCUGUUCUCUUUGUACUUUAUUUUGUAUUUUAAGUUAGUUUAAUAUUCAUCCUGCCCUUUCCUAUUUCUCUCUCUACAAGGCUUCUUACCUCUUCUUUUAUCCUCUUAUUUGUUACCAUUUCGGAUUCCAAACUGUUCUGAAAGCAAGCUUCUUUCUUUUCUCACUACAAGGAAAAGGGUAAGCCGGAAAAUGCUGUCGGAGCCGGAGCUCCCAGCUGGUGAAUCGAUUUUCCGGCCAUAGCUGAGUACGAGGAAAGCAUAAAAAAGCAAUCUUGAAUUAUUGAUUUGCUUGCCCAUCUACUGAGAAAAGCCCUUUUAUUUCCCAAGAAUAUUUAGGGAGAGCGAAAAUGAAAGUCGGCGACUGCACUGCCACCGCCGCCACUACAGCCAGCACGCCGAGAUCGGUAGUCGUCGCCUCCCGGAGCAAAUCCCACGCGGCGAGCCGCAGGGUAACGCCUGCCUCAGUCUCCGACGCCGGCCCGCCCAAUAGCGUCCUCGAGAAGCGGCUCCCCAACGGGGAUCUGUACAUCGGGACCUUCUCCGGCAACGCCCCCCACGGAUCCGGCAAGUAUCUGUGGCGCGACGGGUGUUCGUACGAGGGCGAGUGGAAGAAGGGCAAGGCGAGCGGCAAAGGGAAGUUCUCCUGGCCGUCGGGUGCGACCUACGAGGGCGAGUUCCGGUCGGGCCGGAUGGAGGGCUCCGGCACCUUCGUCGGGCCGGACGGCGACUUGUACAGCGGCUCGUGGUCCGGCGACCGCAAGCACGGCUACGGCGUGAAGCGCUACAGCAAUGGGGAUUACUACGAGGGCCACUGGAAGAGAAAUCUCCAGGACGGCCAUGGCAGAUACCUCUGGAGGAAUGGAAACGAGUACAUCGGAGAGUGGAAGAACGGGUUGAUUCACGGCAGAGGUGUCCUUAUCUGGCACAACAAAAAUAGGUACGACGGUGAUUGGGACUGUGGGGCCCCCAAAGGCCAUGGGGUCUUCACCUGGCCGGACGGGAGCUGCUAUAUUGGCUGCUGGUCGAACGAGCCGUGUAAAAAUGGUAACAAAGGGCAGCAAAUUCUGAAUGGGACCUUUUACCCUGCCCACAGCUCGAAAAAUCAGAAUGUUGGCCGGAAAAUGUCGACUCCGGCGACUGUGGUGGAGGAGGAGACUCUGAAUCCGGCGUGUAAUGAUGGGGCUUUUCAGGGGAAGGGUUUUUUUCCGAGGAUUUGCAUUUGGGAGUCUGAUGGGGAGGCUGGGGAUAUAACGUGUGAUAUAAUCGAUAAUUUGGAGGCCUCAUUGUUGUAUAAGAAUGGCUCGGUUUUGAGUCGUGAUAGAAUUAAGCAGUUUAGGAGGAACCCCGGCUGUUUAAUUGGCGGUGAUGUUAAAAAACCGGGACAAACGAUUGUGAAAGGGCAUAAGAAUUAUGAUCUGAUGCUCAACCUUCAGAUGGGCAUUAGGUAUACUGUGGGAAAGCAUGCUUCGAUUUUGCGGGAUCUCAAGAUGACUGAUUUUGAUCCUAAGGAGAAGUUUUGGACGAAAUUUCCAGCCGUAGGGUCUAAAAUCACGCCGCCACAUCAGUCACCUGAGUUUCGGUGGAAGGAUUAUUGUCCGAUUGUCUUUAGGCAUUUAAGGGAGCUAUUUCGAGUUGAUCAAGCAGAUUACAUGUUAGCCAUUUGUGGAAAUGAUGCCCUGAGAGAACUUUCUUCUCCUGGGAAGAGCGGAAGUUUCUUUUACUUGACACAAGAUGAUAGAUUUAUGAUAAAGACUGUCAAGAAAUCAGAAGUCAAGGUGCUUAUCAAGAUGCUUCCUAGUUACUAUCAGCAUGUCUCUCGUUAUGAAAAUUCGCUCGUCACAAAAUUUUACGGAGUCCAUUGUGUGAAGCCAGUCGGUGGCGUUAAGACACGGUUCAUUGUGAUGGGAAAUUUGUUCUGCUCCGAGUAUCGAAUUAAUAGAAGAUUUGAUCUGAAAGGAUCAUCACACGGUCGAACGGCCAAUAAAACUAAGGGGGAGAUUGAUGAAACCACAACUCUAAAGGACCUCGACUUAAACUAUACGUUCCGUUUGCAGACCAAUUGGUAUCAAGAACUCAUCAAGCAAAUUCAUCGGGAUUGUGAAUUUCUCGAGAGAGAACGGAUCAUGGAUUACAGUCUCUUGAUCGGCCUUCAUUUUCGUGAUGAUAGUGCUCGGGAUAAAAUUGGUUUAUCGCCUUUUGUUCUGCGCGCAGGAAAAGGCGAUUCGUACCAAGACGAAAAAUUCAUGCGCGAGUGUCGUUUUCUCGAAGCCGAAUUACAAGACAUGGACCGGGUUUUAUCUGGCAGGAAACCAUUGAUAAGGCUUGGUGCCAACAUGCCUGCACGGGCCCAACGUGUGGCCCGAAAGAGCGAUUUCGACCGGUACACUCAUGCCGGUUUUAGCCACUCUACUAACGGAGAAACUCACGAAGUUGUACUUUAUUUCGGGAUUAUCGACAUCUUACAAGACUAUGACAUCACCAAGAAAAUCGAGCAUGCGUACAAGUCAUUGCACGCGGACCCCACCUCCAUCUCGGCCGUUGAUCCGAAACUCUACUCGAGAAGGUUCCGUGAAUUCGUCGGGAGAAUAUUCGUCGAGGAGUGAUCGAGUCGAAUUUCGAGAAAAAAAUAAAAGAAAAUAACGCACAAAGGUUCGGUGAAAAAUUGUAGAAAAAAUUCUCGAUUGAACUGCGAGUUGGGAGAAUCGGGAGAAUGUUCUAGAAACUUCUCGAUUGAACCGCGAGUCGGGAGGGUUCGACAUUAGUGGUGUGUUGUUUAUGUGUGCAAAGAUUAAGGCUGAGUUUUUUUGUUUUAUCAGCCAUUUAUAAGAGUUAAGUGUUGAG